ACAGCCACUGUCACCACCGUCAGCUCCCGGCAAAACGGCUCGGGGGCAGCUGGCGCGCGUCGUCGUAACGUUUUGUUUACUCGAACGCACUUCUGGCGGUCGCUCGGCAACCGGGACCAUGGUGCGAUUCGUACGCGGAGCACCCCCGCCGCGGUAACGGGCGCAGUGCACGUCCAAAAUCCGUAAAACGAUAAUAACAGGUCGCGCGUCGACGGUUGUUCGUUUGUUUUCACUGCGUUUCCGAAACGUAUUCCUCGAAAACAAUAAUAUUGUAACACGUUCAACGUCGUUUUUUUAUUUUUUUUCUUAAAAAAAAAAAAAAAACAUUUUAUUCGCGCGCGAACGUGCUGCAAUGACCGCGGCGGUAUUGACGUUGCGGUCGCGUCGUAAUGGCUGAGCUUUUUGUCAUCGGACAGCUGUGCAGCGCCGAGCAGUUCCCGUCCAAGAGUCUGUUUUGCAAAUGGAGCGUACACGCCGGCACUAAUUGGAAAAUUAUAUCCGGCAAUAAAGAAGGGCAGACCCAAGUGGAUUCGCCGUCAUAUGAUAACUGUACCUGGUGGUGUCAUCCGAUCGACAUUCAUUUCGCUUCCAAAGGAAUUCAAGGCUGGCCAAAGUUUCACGUACAAGUGUACCACUACGAUAGUUACGGACGCAGUGAAAUUUACGGCUACGGGUUUUGUUACGUACCGACUACACCGGGAACGCAUACAGUAGAUUGUCACACUUGGCGGCCGAUCGGUAAUCUCAGGGACGAGUUUCGUAGGUUCUUCCUGGGUGGUGGCGCUCAGCUGAAAACGCCAGAUUUCGUGUAUUGCGGCACGGACCGGUACCGGUUGCACACGGAAUCUCUGGGCACGGUACGCUUCCGGUUGAACGUGAUCGCCCGGAACUUCCGCAGGUACGGAGUAGAACUCUGACGGCGAACC
Molecule: messenger RNA, 926 nt
Organism: Sipha flava (yellow sugarcane aphid)
Lineage: Eukaryota; Metazoa; Arthropoda; Insecta; Hemiptera; Aphididae
Gene: B9d2
Product: B9 domain-containing protein 2
Exons: 4
Coding region: 390-917 (175 amino acids)
Biological process (GO): cilium assembly
Cellular component (GO): MKS complex
Source: RefSeq, a predicted model, not a curated record